AUGCCGCCAAUGGUGCCGAACGGCCAGUACCCGGCGCCAUUCCCGGGUUCACAACCACAAUAUAACGGGGUGGCUCCACAACAGUCAAUGCCGUUUCCUGGUGUGCAAUCCCAAUAUUCCGCACCAGCUCCACAAAAGUUCGCGGCCCCACCAUCAGCAGCACCAUUACAGCCACAGUUUUCGGGACCACCUGGGCUACCACAACCGCCUCAAGGAGUACUAUCUCAACCUCAAGGAGUACCUUCUCAGCCGCAAUAUAAUGCCGGAGUACCUAAUGGAGUAGCACCAGCAGCACCACAGAGUUUCUCAGGGCCGCCUGUAGGACUACCUCAAGGAGUACCAUCUCAGCCUCGGGGGGUACCAUCUCAACCUCAAAGUGUACCAUCACAAUCACAGUUUUCGGGACCACCUGGCCUACCGCAGGCACCUCAAGGAGUACCUUCUCAAUCACAAUAUGGAGGACCGCCUUCAGGUGUGCCAUCUCAACCUCAAUAUGCUUCUCAACAAAAAUACCCAGCACCAGGUGCACCACAAUAUCCAGGAAUGCCUUCGCAACAACAAUAUCAAUCUCAUAAUCAACAACAGUACUCUGGAAUGCCACCACAAUAUCAAGGUACGCCACAACAGGGUCCAUAUGGAGCUCCGCCAGGCAUGUACGGCGAUGUACCACAACAGGAGAAAAGAUAUGUGGACCUGAUGUUCGAGAGGAACUUGUUGGGAUACCCAUUUGAUGAGAAUGUCAUCAGGCUGCCGGAUACUGUAUGUAAUCCUCAGACUGUAAUGGAUCCAAAGUAAGCUUUUAGAUUUAUCGUUUUUGCUUUUUAGGUAACAUCUUUGGAGAAUUUUUAUAAUAACAUGUUUAAUUAUGAAAUAUUUCUAGAAUAUUUCGAUCCACCGUGUCUGCCGUGCCAGAAACUCAAGAGAUUUUGAAGAAAACUCGGAUUCCAUUCGGCUUAACUCUACAUCCUUUUCGCGACAUGAAGAAUUUGACUGUUAUCAAUACGAAUAUUGUCAGAUGUCGCUACUGUCGAACCUACAUUAAUCCUUAUGUAAUGUUGACGGAUAAUCGACACUGGAAGUGUAAUUUGUGCUUUAGAGUCAACGACUGUAAGUUGUUUUAUCUUUUUUUUGGUUUUUAGGUAACAAAAGAGUAAUCUUUGGGAAAUCGAAGAAAUAAAGUGUUAAUUAGGAGUUGGAUUUUGCGAUUUUUUAAAAACUUUAUAUUAUUUUUUAAAUUUUAUUAAAAUUACGAGCUUUUGAACUUUUGUAGGUAACAAAUUGAAGAAAACGAUAAAGAAUAGCUUGUUUUUUGUAUUUUUAGGUAAUAGAUAAGAAGAAAACUAUAAUACAGUGUUUAAAGCAAUAUGUAAAGGACGUAUUUUCAGUGCCAGACGAUUUUUGUUUUGAUCCGGUGAAACGACGACCAGGAGAUCCACGAGACCGACCAGAGUUGAACAACUCGACCAUCGAGUACAUUGCCCCACAAGAGUACAUGCUCAGACACCCCCAACCGGCUGUCUACCUAUUUGUGUUUGAUGUGUCGGCUUGUGCUGUUGAAUCAGGUAGGUUAUUGAAGAGAUUUUGUUGUUUACAUUGUCAUUUUAAUAUUACUUUGUGUAUUUUUUUGGCAUUUUAAAAAAAUGCUUAAGAUUUUUUGGGGUUUUGCCUUUAAAAAGUAGGUACAUCAGAUUUUUUAAAAUUUAAAAUAAUUUAUUUUGCUUAAAAUUCGGACUUUUUUUUGAAUACUGAUGUCUAUAUUGUUGUAGGCUACCUUCAAACAAUGUCCGAACAGCUAGCUCUUAACCUAGAUCGCCUACCCGGAGAUGAUCGCACAAUGGUUGGAUUCUUGGCGUUUGAUGCUAGUCUUCACUUUUUCGAAUUCUUUUCUUCAUCUCAAGCACCACGACAGCUGAUUGUCACUGACAUUGACUCCAGCUUCCUCCCAGUACCAUCAGGCCUACUUGUAAACCUAAAAGAGUACCGUGAAACUAUUCGAGCCUUUGUCAACAGAAUUCCACAAAUCUUUGACGAACCGACGACUCGUGAGAACGGUCUAGGAACGGCGGUGGAAAUUGCUCAGAAAAUGUUGCUACAGAUGGGUGGCAGGAUAUCAGUGUUCACAGCAUCUAGGCCCAAAGUUGGUCAAGGCGUGCUAAAGCCAUUGGAUCCGCAGGCUAAAACUCCCAUGGGUACUACGAGUGAUUUCUACAAAAGAUUGGCCUUGGAGUGCACAUCGAAUCAAAUUGGCGUGGAUUUGUUCGCUUUCAAUAGGGAGUAUGCUGACAUUGCGACGUUGGGUAAGUUGUUGAUAUAUCAGGUUCAAAUAAUUCUGUGCUUCAUUUCAAAGCAAAUUUUUGUGGUUAGGGGCACAAAAUUAUUUGAAAAUUCUACAGGUUUAGAGAGAGGGAUGUGGUAAUACUUUUAGCUUUUCUCAAAAAGGUUAUUGGGCUGAGGCUGAUAAGGAAUUUAAAAAGUUAGCAAUGAGAGCUUCUUGGAGGUGUAAAAUGAAGUGAUGAACAUUUUUUUAGCCGAUGCGGUCAAGUUCAGCAGCGGCACGGUAUAUCAUUUCUCUCAUUAUGAUCACAUCAGAACGCCGCUUGAGGUGGAACGAUUCAGGAAGCUGUUCUGUCGAUAUAUUACGAGGAAGAUUGGUUUUGAAGCUGUUUUGAGGAUUCGGUGUUCUAAAGGUAAUGAUGUUUAACUUUUUUUUAAAUUUUUGAGAUUUUGAUUUUUUUUCUUGAUUUUUAAAAGUUUAAAAAUCCAAAUUGUUUAAAAAUAAAAAAAUUUGGUGAUUUUUGAAGGUUUUUUUUAAAAUUUUUAAUGACAACUUUUUAUUUGUGAUGCAGAUGAAAUAAAAUAUGGGCUUGAUGCUUAUGAACAUGAUUUUAGGUCUUGCUCUACAUACAUUCCAUGGUAACUUCUUCGUACGUUCGACGGAUCUGUUGGCUGUAGCUAAUGUAAAUCCAGACAGCUCUUUGUCUGUUCAAGUACAAUACGAAGAGGACUUGAGUAAUCAAGCAACUGCUUCUUUCCAAGCUGCACUGUUGUACACGUCUUCGAAAGGUAGGUUAUGAACACUUAUAAUUUUGAAAUUAAAAGAUUUUAAAAUUUCAAAAAAUGGUUUGUUUAUUACUAUUAGGUUGUUCUAAUGGGCACAUAAUUAUUUGUACAAUCCAGUAUAAUAAAACGUAUUAUUUUUGGCUUUUGUCGGCUUUCAAAACUAUUUUCAUCCUUUUUUAGGCGAUCGCCGUAUUCGAGUACACACCCUAUGCCUCCCAAUCACCAAAGACAUACCGUCGAUCUUCAGCAACUUUGAAACCCGAGCUUCGAUUGGAAUGUUGACUAAAAUGGCAGCGGAACGAGCGAUUACAGGAGCCGACUCAUCGGAUGUUAGGGAAGCCUUGAUCAACGGUGUUGUGGACACUUUAUCAGCCUACAACAGAUCAAUUGGACUAAAACCGAACUCAUUAUGUGCACCAGUUCACGGACAACUCAAGUUUUAUCCUCUGCUUGUGUUGGGAAUGCUUAAACAUGUAGGUUUUUUGAAAUUUGCGGUUAAAAUGAUGUUGUUUUAGGCGUUUUGGGGGUAUUUUUAUUUUUGGUGUUUUUGAAAUGCUUUUUGGAAUUAAAAUUAUAAUUUUUGGUAAUAUUAUGGUAUUUGCCAUUUGUUAUUAUUACUUUGUUAUUUUAGGCCGCGUUUUCUGGCCGAUCGAACCUAAACCGUGACGAAUUGGCCGCCACCUUGUUGUUGUUGAAGAACUCGUCACUGGAGUUGAUCCUAAAUGAAAUGUAUCCAGUUUUGUAUCCGAUUCACGAACUGUCCGAAGCCGUCGAAGUACCACGACUCGGAUUGUCGUACGAACGAAUUCAAAAAGACGGUGUAUAUCUGAUGGAUGCGGGUAGAAUUGUCAUUAUUUAUGUCACAGUCAGAACUCGACCUGAGGUUUUGACAAGUUUGUUUAAUGUAUCGUCGUUUGGUCAAUUGGAUGAGAAUGUAAGGUUUUGUUACUUAAAAUAGCUUUUGGGAAAUUUAAAGUGGUUUUGAGAGGGUUAAAAGGGGGAAAAGACGAGCUUUUAAGGUUUUGUUAAAUAAAUUAAUAUUCUUCGUUUGCAGCAACCAUUCGAAGUCCUACCAAACGACCACAGCAAACGAGUACAUGACCUGAUCAAAGCCUUAAACCUAAAACGAUGCCAUUACUCGCCAGUCCUUGUGUGCCGUGAAGACGGAGAACGACGACUCUUAUUCACACAACGACUAGUCGAAGAUCGAACCGAAAACGCUCACAGCUACGUGGAGUUUGUUCAACAUAUCACACGAGAGGUACAACGGUGA
Messenger RNA from Bursaphelenchus okinawaensis, 4333 nucleotides. The record is from the annotation of a GenBank genome assembly. NCBI's taxonomy places the organism in Eukaryota, Metazoa, Nematoda, Chromadorea, Rhabditida, Aphelenchoididae.